Molecule: messenger RNA, 1871 nt
Organism: Prosopis cineraria
Lineage: Eukaryota; Viridiplantae; Streptophyta; Magnoliopsida; Fabales; Fabaceae
Product: sucrose-phosphatase 2-like
Exons: 9
Coding region: 252-1523 (423 amino acids)
Biological process (GO): sucrose biosynthetic process
Molecular function (GO): magnesium ion binding; sucrose-phosphate phosphatase activity
Source: RefSeq, a predicted model, not a curated record
CCUGCUGAGUUUGUGCCUUUGUGGAUCAGAUUCCCUGCGUACUGAAUCGCACUUAUACACACCCAAGUGACUAGUUCUGCAUUGGCCCAGCGAAGUGAAGUGGCAAUUUCCUCUCAGUUUCCUCUAAUCGGCAGUUUCUGCAUUUCGAAUCUGUUCAAGUGGAGACUUUAUGAUUGUGCGUUGGUGAAGAUUCUGAUCAUUUAACCUUUGGGGAAUUUCUAAGUUGUGAACCCCAGAGAGAAACUUAACUUAUGGAUCGCCUCAAUGAUUCUCCCAACCUCAUGAUAGUUUCUGAUCUCGAUUGCACUAUGGUAGACCAUGAUGAUCCUGGAAACUUGGCUCUUCUUAGGUUUAACGCACUAUGGGAAGCCUAUUAUCGGCGCAAUUCUCUUCUAGUUUUCUCCACCGGUAGAUCACCUACAAGUUACAGAAGGUUAAGAAAGAAGAGACCAUUAUUGACCCCUGAUAUAACAAUCAUGUCUGUGGGUACUGAGAUUGCUUAUGGUGAAUCCAUGGUGCCAGAUGAUGAUUGGAAACAAUAUCUGGAUAAUAAUUGGGACAGAAAAGCCAUUACAGAAGAAACGGCCAAGUUUCCUGAACUAAUUCCCCAGCCAGAAACAGAGCAUCGACCGCACAAAGUUAGCUUUUAUGUUGAAAAGGGAAAGGCCUCAGAAGUCAUUCUUGCUCUCUCCAAAUGUCUAGAAAAACGAAGGUUAGAUGUGAAAAUAAUUUAUAGCAGUGGCACUGCUCUGGACCUAUUGCCCCAAGGUGCUGGCAAAGGACAGGCCCUUGCCUACAUACUUGAAAAAUUCAAAGCUGAUGGAAGAGGACCAAUCAACACUCUUGUCUGUGGAGACUCAGGAAAUGAUGCCGAACUUUUCAGUGUACCUGAGGUCUAUGGUGUCAUGGUCAGUAAUUCUCAGGAGGAAUUGCUUCAGUGGUAUGCAAACAAUGCAAAGGGAAAUCCAAAAAUAAUUCACGCAACUGAGAGAUGUUCGGCGGGCAUUAUACAAGCCAUUGGUAACUUUUCAGUAGGUCCAAAUUUGUCUCCAAGAGAUAUUGUUGGGGAGACAGUUGGAAAUUUUUUUAGUCGUGAGCACGAAGUAGUGAAGUUUUACAUAUUUUACGAGAGAUGGCGGCGUGGAGAAAUUGAGAAUUCUGAGCAGAAUGUGCAAACUUUAAAAUCGACCUUUCAUCAUGCAGGAAGUUUUGUCCAUCCAUCAGGAGUUGAAAAAAAUAGGCUCCAAAUCUUAGAUGCCUUUGAAAAGUUUUAUGGGGACAAGCAAGGAAUAAGCUUUCAAGUUUGGGUGGAUCGUGUAAAUUUUGCAGAGAUUAGUUUGGGAUCAUGGCAGGUCAAAUUUGACAAGUGGGAAUUAUCUGGGAAAGGAUUGCAAGGUUGUUCAACAAAGGUUUUGAUGAAUUCAAAGGUUGAUUCACCUGAUGAGUUUAUAUGGAUGCACUUACAUCAGACUUGGUUGGAUGGUUCAGGACAAAACGACGAUGAUAAGAUCUGGUUUAUUUAGGUCAACAUUUAAGAUUUAACUUCUUAAUAUUCUGCAUAGAUUAUUCGGAGAAUGACAGUCGGGGACCUAUCCAAAACAUUAACGUGACCUUAAAAUUCAGAAAUGACGGGGAAAGACCAAUGGCCCUUUGGGAAUUAAGAAAAAUAAACAGAUGGGCAAAACUGCCCCUGUCUUGAAACUGUACAUCAAGGAAAUAUGUCACAGACUUGCCACCCCAUUACUGGCCUGUUGUCAACAACAGGGUGUUCACAUGAUCGGUUUAAUUCAGUUUUGGACAAAAAUCAGAUCAACGGUUCAUCUAACCACGACACCUUUAUGAUUUUUUGGAUAAUUGGUUUGGUUUGGAUU